Molecule: messenger RNA, 1407 nt
Organism: Lagenorhynchus albirostris (white-beaked dolphin)
Lineage: Eukaryota; Metazoa; Chordata; Mammalia; Artiodactyla; Delphinidae
Gene: FEZF1
Product: FEZ family zinc finger 1
Exons: 4
Coding region: 1-1407 (468 amino acids)
Biological process (GO): regulation of transcription by RNA polymerase II
Cellular component (GO): nucleus
Molecular function (GO): RNA polymerase II cis-regulatory region sequence-specific DNA binding; DNA-binding transcription factor activity, RNA polymerase II-specific
Source: RefSeq, a predicted model, not a curated record
AUGGACAGUAGCUGCCACAACGCGACUGCCAAAAUGUUAGCGACCGCUCCGGCCCGGGGCAACAUGAUGAACACCUCCAAACCCUUGGCUUUCUCCAUCGAAAGAAUCAUGGCACGCACCCCCGAGCCCAAAGCCCUGCCCGUCCCCCACUUCCUGCAGGGAGCCGUGCCCAAGGGGGACCCCAAGCACUCUCUGCAUCUUAACUCGUCGAUCCCCUGCAUGAUCCCCUUCGUGCCCGUGGCGUACGACACGAGCCCUAAGGCGGGAAUGACGGGCUCGGAGCCGCGGAAGGCGAGCCUGGAGGCUCCGGCUGCACCUGCAGAAGCGCCCGCGGCGCCCGCGUUCAGCUGCAGCGACCUGCUCAACUGCGCGCUGACUCUCAAGGGCGACCUGGCCCGCGACGCGCUCCCGCUGCAGCAGUACAAGCUGGUAAGGCCGCGGGUGGUCAACCAUUCUUCCUUCCACGCCAUGGGAGCCCUGUGCUACCUGAAUCGAGGUGACGGCCCGUGCCACCCGGCGGCCGGCGUUAACAUCCACCCGGUGGCCUCCUACUUCCUCAGUUCCCCUUUGCACCCGCAGCCAAAAACGUAUUUAGCCGAAAGGAAUAAACUGGUGGUCCCGGCGGUGGAGAAGUACCCCUCGGGAGUAGCUUUCAAAGACUUGUCCCAGGCUCAGCUGCAGCAUUACAUGAAAGAAAGCGCCCAGCUCCUGUCGGAAAAAAUAGCGUUCAAAACCUCUGACUUCAGCCGCGGCUCUCCUCAUACCAAGCCCAAAGUUUUCACUUGCGAAGUGUGUGGAAAGGUCUUUAACGCGCACUAUAACUUAACCCGUCACAUGCCGGUGCACACAGGAGCCAGACCCUUCGUCUGCAAAGUUUGUGGAAAGGGCUUCCGGCAAGCCAGCACCCUGUGCAGGCACAAGAUCAUUCACACCCAGGAAAAACCUCAUAAAUGUAACCAGUGUGGCAAAGCAUUUAAUAGAAGUUCUACUUUAAACACGCAUACCCGAAUACACGCAGGCUACAAACCAUUUGUGUGUGAAUUCUGUGGCAAAGGAUUUCAUCAAAAAGGGAAUUACAAAAACCACAAGCUGACCCACAGCGGGGAGAAGCAGUUCAAGUGCAAUAUCUGCAACAAGGCUUUCCACCAGAUUUACAACCUCACAUUCCACAUGCACACCCACAAUGACAAGAAGCCCUUCACCUGCCCCACGUGCGGCAAGGGCUUCUGCAGGAACUUUGACCUCAAGAAGCACGUCCGCAAGCUGCACGACAGCGGCCUGGGGCUGCCCUGCACCUCUGCUGGGGAGCCGGGAGCGGACCCGUCCCCCCCUCUACAGCAGCCGCUGCCCGCGCCGCUGCCGCCCCCUGGGCCCCUGCAGCCUGGGCUCCCCCCGGGCCACCAGUGA